This is a messenger RNA of Phyllopteryx taeniolatus (common seadragon), 1587 nucleotides long. RefSeq names its product GRAM domain-containing protein 2B-like. Bases 68 to 1174 code for a protein of 368 amino acids. Lineage: Eukaryota; Metazoa; Chordata; Actinopteri; Syngnathiformes; Syngnathidae. The transcript has 13 exons. The record is from RefSeq and is a predicted model, not a curated record.
AGGCUCUGGACCCCCGGAGGGUCUCGUAUGCCUCCUCGCGGCGGGGGAGGAAGAGCACACGGUGGUGAUGGGCGAGCAAGGCGAGAGACCGUCGACUCCGCCGGGCCGGCCGAUGGAGUACCCCCGCGGGAGUAGUUGUGAGGCGGACAACGACGCUUCGUGUUGCCGGAGGAGGCCCACUCACCUCCCGCUGUCGAAGUCUGAGGGAAAGAAGUCGCCGUCCACUCAGCUGUCCAAGACGAACGUGCAGUUUCACAAAUUGUUCAAGGAAGUGAGCAGAGACGAGGCGCUCACACAAAGUUACACGUGCGCCCUGCAGAGAGACAUCUUGUAUCAGGGUAAAAUGUUCGUCUCGCCAAACUGGAUCUGCUUCCACUCCAAAGUCUUCGGCAGGGAUACGAAGAUCGCCAUCCGGGCCGCGUCUGUGACAUUCAUCAAGAAAACGAAAACGGCGUUGCUGGUGCCCAAUGCCCUGGUGAUCGAAAGCACACGGGAGCAGCAUGUCUUUGUGUCCUUCCUGUCCCGGAACACCACCUACAAGUUCCUGAGGUCCGUCUGCAUCCAUCUGGAGGUGGAGAAGACGUGUGGCAGCCAUGUGGCCUCCUCCUGUGAGAAUGGCUUCAGAGUCAAGCGCCCGCCGUCUCUUCCUCUGGACUUCGCCCAGACCUUCUCUGAUCUGGACGGCGUGGUGCGACACAGGCGACAGGGAAUGGAGGUGGAGACUAGUAGUAGCAGCUCCGAAUCGCAGACACCGGAUUGCUCCAAAAUGGCCGAAUUCGCAAGCCUCCCUGACACGUUUCUGAGCCGAGAGGUGUCGGUGCGCGCAGAUGUCCACCUCCAACCAGGCCAAAAGAACCGAGCCAAGAACGGACCAUCUAAGUCUACGGUGGCGGCAACACAGGCGGACAAAGCCUGGCCUCACACCACCUUGAUCACAGUCCUGAUAAUCUAUUUGUUUUUAGUCGGCAUCCUGGUAAUGUCCUCGUGUUACAUGGCUUUCAAGAUGGUGGCCCUCGAGCAUCGAUUGAACGCCAUACUGUCUGCCAGGAAUCGUGUGCACUUAGGAAACGCAGCGAGGCCCCAGGAUGCAGAGAUCUUCGGCCAACUCUCCACCAGCCUGUUUAAGCUUGAGAAGAUUCAAAGAAACCUACAGAAGCUUCUGGACGACAAUUAAAAAAAGAAGAUGAUGUGACCAAUGAUCUUCUCAGGACCAUGUGACUCCAGUAUGCAUGUAGUAUUAAUCACCAGUAGUAUUUAUGCACUUAAAAAAAACAACAACACUCUGCAGCUUCUCCUGUUUUUAUGUUCCUUUAAAAAAGUGCCUUUAAAUUAUAUUUAUGUAAUGUAUAUAUUUUUUUAAAUCACUCAGCUCAGCCUUGUCCACGCUAUUUCAUAUGUAUUUUUACAUCAACAUUUCUUGUCAAAAAAGGUCCAAUCUGUCAUUUCUGAAUAUGCUACCAUGUAAAGUUACACUUUACAGAAGGUGUUGAAUCAUUUUGAGUGCAACUUUACACACUUAGUGUGUUUUCUUGGUCAUGCAUUGUUCUGUUCUGUGCUCGACUUUGUCUAUUAAAAGAGUUUCAGAAG